Linum tenue is the source of this 305-nucleotide messenger RNA. NCBI's taxonomy places the organism in Eukaryota, Viridiplantae, Streptophyta, Magnoliopsida, Malpighiales, Linaceae. The record is from the annotation of a GenBank genome assembly.
UCUGCUCCUGCUCGGCGCCGCCCGCCAUCCCUCUCGUCGCCGCACUUCCGCCGACGAGCCCUAUCGCCAUUGCUUCUCGCAACAGCAGCAACAUCUUCACGACCAGCAGCAGCAGCCGGCGGUGAACCCUCGCGCCGGCCGUCUGCGGCGGUCGUCGCCGGAUUUCAGCACCACCAGCACCCCUCCUCUAUCAUCUCCAAGCUCUACCUCCCUUCCCCAGGUCUGAUUCACGAAGAUUCACCGGUUAGAGAAGCAAUUCGAAAAUUAGGGUUCUUCAAAUUGGGGAUUUUGCCCUAAUUUCGAAU